AUGCCAGGUGUUUCUACCUCUAAAAUCUUUAGGAGCCUACUUUCUCUGGAUAUAACCCAGAAGAUGAGAACAUCUACCUCUGGUGGCCAUCACCAUCUGAUGGAGGGAAGGCAGACACCAAUUCAGGCACAUGUUCUUAAUUGUGAAAAUCCCAUGAAAGAGAGGAAGUCUAUGAUUGCAGUGAGCUUCAUAGCAGCGUUCCUCUUCCUGCUGGUUGUGCGCCUUGUAAAUGAAGUGAAUUUCCCACUGCUGCUAAACUGCUUUGGACAGCCUGGCACAAAAUGGAUACCAUUCUCCUACACAUAUAGGCGGCCCCUUCGAACUCACUAUGGAUACAUAAAUGUGAGAACACAAGAGCCCUUGCAACUGGACUGUGACCUCUGCGCCAUAGUGUCAAACUCAGGUCAGAUGGCUGGCCAGAAGGUGGGGAAUGAGAUAGACCAGUCAUCCUGCAUUUGGAGAAUGAACAAUGCCCCCACCAAGGGCUAUGAAGAAGAUGUUGGCCGCAUGACAAUGAUUCGAGUUGUGUCCCAUACCAGUGUUCCUCUUUUGCUAAAAAAUCCUGACUAUUUUUUCAAGGAAGCAAACGCUACUAUCUAUGUUAUUUGGGGCCCUUUCCGCAAUAUGAGGAAAGACGGCAACGGCAUUGUUUACAACAUGUUGAAAAAGACUGUUGACAUCUACCCGAAUGCCCAAAUUUACGUGACCACAGAGAAGCGCAUGAGUUACUGUGAUGGCAUUUUUAAGAAGGAAACUGGGAAAGACAGAGUCCAGUCUGGCUCUUAUCUCAGCACGGGGUGGUUUACCUUCAUUCUGGCCAUGGAUGCCUGCUAUGGCAUUCACGUCUACGGGAUGAUAAAUGACACCUACUGCAAGACAGAAGGAUAUAGAAAAGUCCCCUAUCAUUACUAUGAACAAGGAAGAGAUGAGUGUGAUGAAUAUUUUCUUCAUGAACAUGCUCCAUAUGGGGGGCAUAGGUUUAUCACUGAAAAGAAAGUGUUUGCUAAAUGGGCCAAGAAACACAGGAUAAUAUUCACACACCCAAACUGGACAGUGUCUUGA
Molecule: messenger RNA, 1062 nt
Organism: Puma concolor (puma)
Lineage: Eukaryota; Metazoa; Chordata; Mammalia; Carnivora; Felidae
Gene: ST6GALNAC3
Product: ST6 N-acetylgalactosaminide alpha-2,6-sialyltransferase 3
Biological process (GO): oligosaccharide metabolic process; ganglioside biosynthetic process
Molecular function (GO): alpha-N-acetylgalactosaminide alpha-2,6-sialyltransferase activity
Source: RefSeq, a predicted model, not a curated record